CUUCAUAACUCAUGGAGACAUCGCAAACGAGACUAGGCACAUAAAUGUUCACAACACACCAGCUGAAACUACAACUCCUUGCAUUAAGUUUUCUUACGUUACCUCUAAUGAGUUAUUUUACUGUUUAAGUAAGCUACAAGGCCACAACUGUGAAGAAUUUUUGACAAUACCAUGUGGAACCGUGCAGUCAGAUUUGCCUUUAGCGGGUUCAAAAGGAGUUUAAUUAUUUGAGCUUUAAACAUUUUCUCGUGUCGCCUGGUUGCCCAGGAUUUACGAAAAGCGAUAAAACAUCGUUUUGGAUUGCCUUUUUACAGACUGAAAUAUGAGUCAUUUGGAUCCAGGACCCUUAGCCAAAUACAACAGCUUGCAAGAUAAGCAUCUGGCUGGCUACUUUGGGAAUACAAAAAUGAAAAAACACCUUGUGAAGUCUGGUUUGAUUAAGAAGAAUGGAGAGAUUGUUGAUAACAACGCCUAUAGACUGAAGAUGGCGAAGAAGGAGCACAAAAGUCACGUCAGGGAUCUCCUAGCAACAGCGAUUGUACACAAAGCACUGGACCUUGAGAGAAUGAGGCAAUACGAAGUAAGAAAAAAACUCGACGAACUGUACAAAGUAGAGCUGGUCAAGAGAGUAAAGAAUGAAACAUCAAGGAAAGGAGAUGAAGAUAUAAUACCGUUAUUACUUCCGCGACCUCAAACCGGUGCCAGACCUCGCAGCCAUCCAGGGUCAGCUGAACGUAGAAGAAGGGAAAGUGACAGCAGUUAUUCUACUACGGAAGACUCGUAUGAAAAGGAGGCUCUCCCUGAUAUAGAGUUCGAUAAUCAGAAACGGAGGCUGUUUGCUAAGAGUGCUCCUCCUGAAGGUCGGGCAGCUAGAAUUGUUGACGAUGAUAACACUCCGUACCAACGGCGCCAUACCCACCCUCAUCCACCUCGGAAAAAGAAAGAAUCAAGAAGAAAGGUCCCCAGGGGGCUGAUUUUGGCAAGAACAGAUACUGCAAUUGCACACAAAGUUCAGCUUCAAUCACUAGCUGAAGUUACUAUUAAGUUUGUUGGACCACAACUUCACUUGACAAACGACAUGUUUUCAAAUCACAAGCUGCAUGAAGUCACUGUCCUGCAGCAACAUUGUGGAGGCAGCACUCUGUGCGUCUUCAGGGAAUUGCUUCCUCCGACAACCUCGUUUACGUUCAUUUCACGACGGCAUCGAGGUGCUCCAUUCGGUUUGACGAUUUAUAUUGAUGGUGUCCAGGACAUUCGCGUUAGCAGCUGUUGUGAGUAUAAGCAUAAACCUGGAUGCAAACUUGGUGGCAAGAAUGCCAAAUUCGUCUUUGUUGGCACUACUGGAGCAGCCCCGUGUUACAAAUGUCAAGUUGCAUUCUCCGUUGCACAAGAAGCCCAUUCAGGGAAGAAAUCUUCGAGAAAAAGAUCAUCGUCUUCAAAGAAAGAGAGCGAGCCAGCAGCUGAUGACGUCACUUCCAGUCCUCCUAUGGUAGUGGAUAUUAAAGUUAAAGAGCCGGAUGAUACUGAAGAGAGUAAAGAAGAUGCUCCAAAAGAGGAAGAUAAGGAUGAAGAAGAACCCGUUGAAAGGCCAGAAUCUGCAACGAAGAAUGAUAUAUCUACUCAAACCGGCGAAGAUCUUGCAUCGUACGCAGAAGAACAAGGAAAGGUGGAAGAAAAAGACGAAAAUGAUGAAAAAGAAGGAGAAGAAGAUGGAAAAGAAGACCAAAAAGGUGACAAAGAUGGCGAGGAAAACGAUAAAGAAAAGCCUAAUGAAUACGAUGAUGAUGAAUUCGAGGUUGAGAACGAAACAGAGACUGAUAAGGAGCAAACCGGUGAUGAUGAAAAACUUGGAGAGAUUGAAGAAGAUAAAAAAAGUAAUCAUUCUCACUCGGAUUCAGAAUCUAGUAGCUCUGAUAGUGAAAGUGAAAUUGAAGAAGAAGAAGAUGACCGAGAGAAAGAUAAGAAAAAUGAGCAGAAAGAGAAUGGUGAUGAAAAAGAAGAGGAAAAUGUUCACAGCGAUUCAGCUAAAGAAGAUGACGUUGCUGAAGAGACAAUGAAGGAAGAUGUCGAUGAAGAAACGAAAGACGAAACUGCUUCUGAAAUUGAAGAUGAAACAGCGAAAGAUGAAGCAAACAGUUAUGCUGAUGGUGAACAAACCAAAGAAGUUUCAGUUGCUUCUGAUGUUGAAGAAGAAAACAAACCGAAGAUUGAAGAAGAAUCAACGCCUAAUAUUGAGGAAGAGAGUGCAAGAAAAGAUGACGCGUCAUCUGAAAUCGAGGGAGAAGGUCAAAGAAAAGGUGGCGCUUCAUCGGAUGUAGAGGAAGAAGAUAAAAAAAAAGACGACACAUCAUCUGGAGUGGAGGAGGAAGAUCUAAAAAUAGCUGGCACGUUAUCUAAAGUAGGGGAAGAAGAUGAAAGAAAAGGUGACACGUCAUCUGAAGUAGAAGAGGAAGAUGCAAGAAAAAACAGCGCAUCUUCUGAAGUUGUGGCAGAAGAUUCUAUAAAGCCUGACACAUCAUCUGAAGUAGAAGACGAGAGUGGAAGAGAAAAUAUUGCAUCUCCUGGAGUUGAGGAUGAAGAUGAUUUAAAACACGGCACAUCAUCUGAAGUGAAAGAAGCAACAUUAACUGCUGAAGAAGACGACGGAGUCCAGGUUCAAAUUGAAGUUGCUAAAGAGCCAGGUGAAGAGGUUGCUGGAGAUAAAAAUAGUACUGAUUCAGAAGAUGAGAAGACUGAAAGCCUCAAAAGUGACACAGAAUCUUCGUCAUCCGAGGAUGAGAAGAAAGAGGACUCCAGUUCCAGUGAAGAUUCAUCUCAUUCUGAAAAAGAAGAAGACGACAGGAGCCAAGCAAAAGAAAAUAGUGAAAAGCCACUUGACGAUUUCGAUAAAAGAGAAGAGAAUGAUACCGCCAAGGAAGAAGUUGACGGGCCUAAAGAGGAUGCGAGUGGCAGUGAAGUAGAGCAAGUGAAGGCAGAAGAUGAUGUUGCAUUGAAAGUUGCAGACUCUGAUGAGAAAGAAAAUGAUGCCCCUCUUGACGAUACAAAGGGCAAUUCAGAAGAGAAUCAACAAGAAACUGAAGAAGAGAAAAUUGAUCCAAAUGAAGUAGAAGCUGAGGAAGCUUCAGCUGAUUCUGAGAUUAAAGGUGUCAGCGAUGUUCAGGCAGAAGAAAAAGAGAAUACAGGGGAAGAGGGCGAACCAGAAGAAAAGAAAAAGGACGACACUGAUACAGCAGAGCAAAAUGGAAAGAUUGACGAACAAGAAGAUCAGAAAGAAAAAGAAAGUGAAGGAGACGACACUGUUGCUGAUACAGAAGGCGAUGUUGAGAAUAAAGGCACCGAAGAAGAUGGCAAGCAGGCUGGAGAAGAAGAAGUUGCUCAAAGCCUCGAGGACGACGAUAAAUCUAAAAACGAAAAUGAAUUGGCUGAUAACUCAUUUGAGGAAGAUAAAGAUGGCUCAACCGAGAAAGAAGAACAUAAUGAACCAGAGAAUGCAACUUCAGAGGAAGGAGAAGAUGUUAAGAAGGAUAAUUUGGAAGAAGAGGUGCAGGAAGAGGAGGAGAAGGUUGUUGAGCAAGAACUUUUGGAUGAAAUGGAAAAGAUCAAAGAAAUUUCCGAUAGCGAAGGACUGGAUAAAGGUAAUGAUCCAGAUGGCAUUGAAAAAACCGGCGAAAAUGAUGACGCCCCUGCAGAACCAAACACAAAACAUGAAGGGCCUGUUGCACCUUUGAUCGAAAACACAGCUGACAUGGAAUUAAGCAGCGUUGCACUUUCUUCUGAUCAGGUCGACGAGAUUUCAACUGUCUUAACAAAGAACUCUGACAACGUUGACAGCUUGUCCUUGAGGAACGUAGCAUUCAAUGACGAAGACAUUGGCAAGAUCAAAGAAGCUGUGAAGAAUGCAAAAAAUCUUAAGAUGCUCAAUCUCAACCUGAACAGCGUUGGCCCUGCUGGAGCAAAGCACCUUGCUGAACUUAUAAAAGAGAACCAAAACCUGAAGAUGCUAAUGCUGCAUGGCAAUCAGCUUGGUGAUGAAGGCGUCACGUACAUCGCAGAAGCAUUGGUUGGUGAUAAAAACAUUAAUACUCUGGAUAUUGGGGACUGCAAAAUAGGUGACGGAGGAGCCUUGAAGAUAGGCCAUUUGCUUAGCAACAAUGAAGAAAUCACGGAUUUGAAUCUAAGUGGAAAUUUGAUUGGCAAAGCAGGAUGGGAAGCGAUUGCCGAAGGAAUAAGAGUAAAUAAAUCGCUCACGACAUUAUCCGUUGAUUUUAACAAUCUUCUUGAUGAAGGAACCGAGAUUUUGUGUGAAGGAAUAAGGGACAAUUCAUCGUUGAAAUCAAUAGAUUUUGAAGGAAACAAGAUAGGUGAUAUCGGAGGCAGGAGGAUCUUAGCUGCAGUCAAAAGCAAUAAGAACAUACGAGAUGUGACCCUGAUGCCUUCGAAUGACAUUAGUUUGGAGCUUCAAGAAGAUAUCAAGAAUGUUUUACGGGAGAGAAAUCAAUGAAGGAACAAGUUUGAUCAUGGGGCUUUGUGUAAUCAUACAAUUGUUCAGUGUUAAACGUUUUUUUGCAAAAGAUUCGAAUUAAGCAGCUAGGCUUGGGCAAGGGCGGCAGAGGUUGCUCCCUUUUGUCCUUAUUUUGGGGAAAAGUUAGGAAGUAGGAUGUCAAUUUAAGGAGAAAUGACUCAUUUACUAAGUGCGUUGACUUAAAGGUUAGUUCAAAACAGCUAGACAUGUCAAUACUUCAAUUUUCUGUUGGAUGGGGGAGUUUUUUUGUAAUGGCGUUUCCAUAGAAUUCUUGCAUUCGGCUAUUUAAUUAAGUUAAUGUUUAUUUAACCUUGAGAAGUCCAAUUUUCUUCUGAAUAACGUUUGCAGCAUUGGAGGUAAUAACACCUUCCAUUUUUGAGGGUUCUUAUACUUGUAGGCACAAACGGAUGUUAGGUAAUGCUCUUUAACAGUCUGCGCAUAAACCGAGAAGAAUUUGUUUAGAGUUUUACAAAGUCCAGAAUUUUCGUUGUUUCUCUGACAAAGAUACUUGGCACCAAUCAGUAACUGUCCACUGCUUUACGGCCACCGUUACUCGUAUCUUAUCCUUUUCAAUCCCCUCGGUUGAUGCCAGCUUCAUUCAAGAAGCAGUUCAUUCUUCCAAAAGACUAUAGAAGUGCGUCCAAAACCAACAAUUCCUAGGGAAGUUGGAGGUAAACAAUAGGGUUUCCGCCAAAGUUGUACGAGAAUUCGAUGGGAUGAUUUUCUUCCUCUAUUUUGUAUUCCAGUGUCGUGCUACAAACCUUAAGUCUGAAGGUACCGUUUAGUUCUAAACCAUUUCCCAAGGAGUUCGUUAACUGGGCUAAUUCAACCUCCAAUUCCAACUCCCAUCUCUGUAUUUGUAAUCAAAGAAUCGAAUGGCCAAGUUCAUUUUUGAGAGGACCCUGAAGAGAACUUUCUCUGUAUUCGAAUAAGAAAACGAACUUACAUAAAAGGCCAACUCCCCUUACUUAUCCUUUUGUUUCCAUUCUCCCUGCAUGCUCUCUAGGGAGGUGAUCACAUGCACAGCAAAGUGUUGAUUUUUAUCUGUUGCAUUAUUGAAACAUUUAUUUCAAUGAGAAUAAAUAUUGAUAUUGGUGUCGCCCCAAUUUCACUUCAAUUUAGAAACUUUGCUUGCUGAUCUACAGAACUUACAACAUUUUUUUAAAUUCUUCUGUAUGUUGAUAUAACAAACAAGGUUGUAAAUAUUAUACACUUUCUUUUUAUGAGAACCAGUAAAUUUAAGUUCA
This is a messenger RNA of Rhopilema esculentum, 5769 nucleotides long. RefSeq lists its product as uncharacterized. Gene Ontology annotation, molecular function: protein binding. NCBI's taxonomy places the organism in Eukaryota, Metazoa, Cnidaria, Scyphozoa, Rhizostomeae, Rhizostomatidae. The record is from RefSeq and is a predicted model, not a curated record.